UAUUCCUAUAUCUGUAUAUGUUUCAUCAUCAGCCUCGUCAAAAGCCAUAAGAAAGGCAAGCUCUCUUCUUUUACCCCCUCUCUCUCCGUCUGUCUCUGUCUCUCUCUCUCUCAUGGCUUCCCCUGUAAAUCCCAACCUCCAAAACCAAAAUCAAAAUCAACAAGGAACACAAUUUGAUUUGCAAAAGCUCUUCAAACCCUCAUCAAAUCCUGGUAAUCUAAACACCUCUCCAUCUUUCCCAACUCCGGCUUCUUCUCCAUCCUCUUCAUCACCUCCAUAUCUCUUACCUUCUUCUUCUUAUCCUCCACCAACUGGUCCUUCAUACCCUUUCCACCACCCUCACUUUCUUCCAUACCCUCCUCCACCAACGCCCCUCGACCACUUUGUCCACCAGUUUCCUCAACCUAACCUCCAUGCCCCUCUCAGACCCAUCUCCCCAACUCCAACAACUAGUACCACUACAGCAACAACAACAACAACUAGUGCCACUGAUUUCUCAAUGACCCAUUUGACCAUUACGCCUUCCACGCCUCCCACGAGGCUUCUCAGCACAAAACUCCCAAGGGGUCGCCAUUUAAUAGGUGAUAAACUUGUCUAUGACAUUGAUGUUCGCUUGGAAGAUGAGGCUCAGCCACAGCUUGAAGUCACUCCUAUCACUAAGUAUGCCUCUGAUCCUGGCCUUGUGCUUGGCCGUCAGAUUGCUGUUAAUAGAUCUUAUAUUUGCUAUGGCCUCAAGAUGGGUAAUAUCCGUGUCCUUAACAUUAACACUGCCCUAAGAUCUUUGCUCCGAGGCCACAGCCAGAGAGUAACUGAUAUGGCUUUCUUCGCUGAAGAUGUUCACCUUUUGGCUAGUGCUAGCGUUGAUGGACGGAUUUUCAUUUGGAAGAUCAAUGAAGGUUCAGAUGAGGAUGACAAACCUCAAAUCACAGGAAAAAUUGUUCUUUCUAUUCAGAUAGAGGGAGCAGGGGAGUCAGUCCACCCACGAGUGUGUUGGCAUCCUCACAAACAAGAAAUUUUGAUGGUUGCAAUUGGAAACCAUGUCCUUAAAAUCGACACCACAAAAGUUGGAAAGGGUGUAGUGUUCUCAGCAGAGGAACCUCUUAAAUGUCUCAUUGAUAAACUAAUUGACGGGGUCCAAUCUGUUGGUAAACAUGAUGGUGAGGUUACUGAGUUGUCAAUGUGCCAAUGGAUGACCAGCCGUUUAGCUUCAGCAUCAAUGGAUGGCACGGUGAAGAUUUGGGAGGACCGUAAGGCAUCGCCACUUGCAGUAUUGAAACCACAUGAUGGCAAUCCUGUUAAUUCUGUGACAUUUUUGACUGCCCCUCACCGUCCGGACCACAUUGUUCUUGUUACAGCGGGGCCACUUAAUCGGGAAGUGAAGAUAUGGGCCUCUAUGAGUGAGGAGGGCUGGUUGUUGCCUAGUGAUACUGAAUCAUGGCGGUGUACUCAGACUUUGGAUGUAAAGAGUUCCUCUGAACGUAAGGUUGAGGAAGCAUUCUUUAAUCAAGUCAUAGCAUUGCCUCGUGCAGGCUUAUUUCUACUUGCAAAUGCAAAGAAAAAUGCUAUAUAUGCUAUACAUAUAGAGUAUGGGCCUAAUCCAGCUUCAACCCGCAUGGAUUACAUUGCUGAGUUUACAGUCACAAUGCCUAUUCUGUCUCUUACUGGAACUAGUGACAGUUUACCAGAUGGAGAACAUAUUGUACAGGUCUACUGCGUCCAAACACAAGCCAUUCAGCAGUAUGCAUUGGACCUAUCUCAGUGCCUGCCACCGCCCCUAGACAAUGUGGGGUUGGAGAAAUCAGACUCCAAUGUUUCUCGAGCUUUUGAUGCUUCUGAUGGUUCUGCAACUUUUGAAUCACCUCCUGGAACUAAACCCACUGAGAUACCCGAGGUUAAUGCAACCACCAUAGCACCUAUUCUUUCAAGCAGCUCUGAAAAUGCCCCAGAAGCAAGCCGUCCUGAAAACUUAGCUUCUUCUGAGGUUACCAACUUGCCAGAAGUUGCUAUUUCUGGCAUGGAAACAGUUGCAAGUGAUUUGCCUUCUCAUAGUAGUGCCGAAAAUAUCCAUGCUGCAUUGCCACCUCUUCCUUUGAGUCCAGGUUUAUCUCGUGAAUUUCGUGGUUUUAGAAGUCCAUCAAAUAGCUCUGAGACUAGUCCACCUCUUACUGAUUAUGGGGGUGAUCAAUCACCUCUUGAAUAUACGUCUGAUCGGAGAAUGGACACUGGGAAAGAUAGCAUGACUAAUGUGCCUCCCUCGGUUGACAAUUUGAGUAAGGGUGAUAAAAAUGCUGUACACAGUGACGUUUCCAAUGUUCCCAGUCCUCCUAUGGUAUUUAAACAACCAACACAUCUGGUUACUCCAUCAGAGUUGUUAUCUUCAGCUCCAUCAUCAUCUGAGAAUUCUCAAAUUAAUCUUGGUGUGAAUGUGGUAGAGGCAAAAGUUCAAGAUGUGGUUGUCAGCAAUGAUGCAGAAAGCACUGAAGUAGAGGUCAAAGUUAUUGGUGAGACAGGAACCAGUCAAAAUAAUGAGUUUGACAGUCAGAGAGAUUCUCACAUUAUGGUUGCUCAGAAAAAGGAGAAAUCCUUCUAUUCCCAGGCAUCAGAUCUUGGCAUUCAGAUGGCCAGAGAUUGUUGUGUGGGAAAUUAUGGUGUGGAUAAAUUUCGGCAAGCUAAUGAUGUUAGUAUUACUGAAGCACCAAACCAACCUCCUAACCCUUGUGCUGAAGAAGCUCAAGAUAUGAUGAAAGAUAUAACUGCAAAGGUUGGCGAAUCAGAAACUCCUAUGGGAGUUUUGCAGUCUCCAGCCCCAGUGCUGAAGGGAAAAAGACAGAAGGGGAAAAAUUCUCAAGUGUCUGGUGCAUCUUCUCCUUCUCCAAGUCCUUUUAACUCUACAGAUUCGUUAAAUGAACCAAGUGGUGAUUCAGGUUCCCCAUCUUUAGAAACUGCUUUGCCCCAGUUACUGGCUAUGCAGGAGAUGCUUGAACAGUUAAUGAGCACGCAAAAAGAAAUGCAGAAGCAGAUGAAUGUGAUUGUUUCUGGCUCAGUUACCAAAGAAGGUAAAAGACUAGAGGGAUCCUUGGGCCGGAGCAUGGAGAAAGUUGUCAAGGCUAACACUGAAGCUUUGUGGGCUCGUUUCCAGGAAGAAAAUGCAAAGCAUGAGAAGCUAGAACAAGACCGUAUGCAGCAGAUAACAAACUUAAUCACAAAUUAUAUGAACAAGGACUUGCCAACCAUGCUCGAGAAAACUUUAAAGAAGGAAAUAGCUUUGGUUGGACCAGCUGUAGCUCGUGCAAUUACUCCAAUUGUGGAUAAAACUAUGUCAUCGGCUAUUAUGGAGUCAUUCCAGAAAGGUGUGAACCAACUUGAAAGAUCAGUUAGUUCAAAACUUGAAGGUAGCAUGACUAGGCAAAUUCAAGCACAGUUUCAAACUUCUGGGAAGCAAGCUCUUCAGGAUGCACUGAGGUCUAGUCUGGAAGCUUCAAUAAUCCCUGCAUUUGAGAUGUCAUGCAAAACUAUGUUUGAGCAAGUUGAUACCACAUUCCAGAAAGGGCUUGUCAAACAUACAUCUGCUACUCAGCAGCAGUUUGAGUCCACACAUUCUCCAUUAGCCGUUGCUUUAAGGGAUGCAAUAACUUCAGCAUCAGCAAUCACUCAAACCUUGAGCGGAGAAUUGGCUGAUGGCCAGCGAAAGCUGUUAGCCAUUGCAGUUGCAGGUGCUAACCCAAAAGCAGUAAAUCCCUUGGUAACACAGUUGAGCAAUGGACCUUUGGCUGGUCUUCAUGAGAUGGCUGAGGCACCUGUGGAUCCAACUAAAGAACUAUCUAGAUUGAUAGCUGAGUGCAAAUUUGAGGAAGCGUUCACUGGAGCCCUGCAGAGAAGUGAUGUCUCAAUAGUUUCAUGGUUAUGUUCUCAGGUUGAUUUACAAAGAAUUUUGUCGACAAUGCCACUCCCUCUAAGCCAAGGAGUUCUGCUGGCUCUUCUCCAGCAACUUGCUUGUGAUAUUAGCAAUGAAACAUCUAGAAAAUUGGCAUGGAUGACGGACGUAGCUGUUGCCAUAAACCCAGCAGAUCCGAUGAUUGCAGUGCACGUUCGUCCUAUCUUUGAGCAGGUAUAUCAGUUACUGGGUCAUCAUCGGAACCUACCAACAACCUCUGCUUCUGAAGCAAACAGCCUCCGCCUUCUUAUGCAUGUUAUUAACUCUGUGUUAAUGAGCUGUAAAUGAUUCUUCCCACUUUGUCUCUUCUGUAAUCUGUGCCAAGUUGUAAGUGGAACAUUGGGUUGUAUAGAAAUCUAGGAAGGUCCAGGAAAGAAAGCAUAGUUUAUGUAACAAGUUAGUAUUUUGAUGACAAGUGUGAAAUAGUUUUUUUUAGUCCCUUUAAAUUUUUGGUA
This is a messenger RNA of Quercus robur (English oak), 4389 nucleotides long. Its product is annotated as enhancer of mRNA-decapping protein 4-like. Gene Ontology annotation, biological process: deadenylation-independent decapping of nuclear-transcribed mRNA. The transcript is spliced from 12 exons. Gene Ontology annotation, molecular function: protein binding. NCBI's taxonomy places the organism in Eukaryota, Viridiplantae, Streptophyta, Magnoliopsida, Fagales, Fagaceae. Gene Ontology annotation, cellular component: P-body. The record is from RefSeq and is a predicted model, not a curated record. Bases 113 to 4222 code for a protein of 1369 amino acids.